CUAGUCUUCUUCAGAGCGUUAAAGGAGGAGGACUAAGGCAAAAGGGGUUUUUAAUGGUCGAAUGAGAUUUUGAAAAUUGGAAGUGUGUUGCAUUUUGUGCGUUAAUAUCAGAGGAUGGCGCACACACGACGCAUGGUUCACAGCUGCAGCUUCAUCUUUUUCUUUGUCCUGCUCGAUUGCGCACACGGAGACCUGAGCUAUUCUGUACAAGAGGAGCUGAAACGUGGAUCUAUCAUUGGAAAUAUCGCCAAGGAUCUCGGAUUGGAGGUGGGGAAAAUGUCUGCUCGCAAGCCUCGUGUUGACAUGGAAAGAAAUGACAAACAGUAUUGCGGAAUAAACCUCCAGACAGGAGAUUUAAUGGUUGCUGACAGGAUCGACCGAGAGGAGCAUUGCGGUGAAAAACCUUCCUGUGUUCUAAGAUUCGAUCUGCUGCUGGAGAAUCCUUUGGAACUACACAGGUUGUCUCUGCAAGUGCAGGACGUGAAUGACAAUGCACCGAUUUUCCCGAAAGAUGUUGUGAGGCUGGAAAUCCGUGAGUCAGCUGCCAAAGGAGCUAAAUACCGCCUUAAUGCAGCACAUGAUGCAGAUAUCGGAACAAAUUCGGUUCAAAGCUAUAUUUUACAACGAAAUACUAAUUUUGUGUUCCAUAUUCAGACAACCAAUUCGGGCGGUGAAUAUGGUGAGCUGAUUUUGGAUAAGGAAUUAGACAGAGAAGAACAGCAGGAAUUAAAAUUACUCCUUACAGCAGUGGAUGGUGGUUCUCCUCCCAGAUCUGGUACAGUAGUCAUACAUAUCAUUGUACUUGAUGCUAAUGACAACGCCCCAGUUUUUACUCAGGCUGUUUAUACAUCAUCUGUCAAAGAAGACGCCGCACUUAAAACACCAGUUAUUACUGUGAGCGCAUCAGAUGCAGACGAAGGUGUAAAUGGUGAAAUAACAUACGAGUUCAGCAGAAUGUCUGAUAAAUCAAGAAAUAUUUUUUCUCUCAAUGAUAAAACCGGAGAAAUAUUUGUGAUAGGCAAGAUGGAUUAUGAAGAGGAUUCGACGCACGAAGUGUAUGUUGAAGCUAAAGAUGGUUAUGGACUUUCUAGUGUGACAAAAGUAGUAAUUGUUAUAAUUGAUGUAAAUGACAACGCUCCUGUGAUCAAUUUAAAGUCACUCUCUAAUCCAGUACCUGAAAAUGUGUCACUUGGUACAGAGGUGGGCAUCAUUAAUGUUCAGGACAGAGACUCUGAGAAGAACGGACAGGUCCGCUGCUCCAUUCAACAAAAUGUCCCCUUUAAGUUAGUUCCUUCUAUUAAAAACUAUUAUUCUCUGGUGACUACUGGACAACUGGACCGUGAACUAGUGUCUGAUUACAACAUUACAAUCAGUGCCACUGACGAGGGCUCUCCUCCUCUGUCCUCCUCUAAAAGUCUUCACUUAUCCGUAGCAGACAUCAAUGACAACCCACCUGUGUUUGAGGAACAGUCCUACAGUGCAUAUGUGAGUGAAAAUAACAAAGCUGGCUCCACUUUAUGUUCCGUUAGUGCUCGAGACCCCGACUGGAGACAGAACGGUACCGUGAUUUAUUCUCUGUUAGCUGCUGAGGUGAACGGUGCCCCGGUGUCCUCCUAUGUGUCUGUUAACGGAGACACAGGUGUGAUCCACGCUGUCAGGUCAUUUGAUUAUGAACACUUGAGGAGUUUUAAAGUCCACGUCAUGGCCAGAGACAACGGUUCUCCUCCGCUGAGCAGCAACGUGAGCGUCAGUGUGUUCAUAUCGGAUGUGAAUGACAACUCUCCUCAGAUACUGUACCCCUCCCCAGAGGGUAACUCCUUCAUGACAGAGCUGGUCCCCAAAGCUGCACACGGAGGCUCUGUGGUGUCCAAAGUGAUAGCGGUGGACGCAGACUCUGGACAGAACGCCUGGCUGUCCUAUCAUAUAGUCAAGUCCACUGAUCCGGGACUUUUCACCAUUGGUCUCCACAGUGGAGAGAUCAGGACCCAGCGGGACAUUUCUGAAUCCGACAGCAUGAAACAGAACCUGAUUGUGGCAGUGAAAGAUAACGGACAGCCCCCUCUCUCUGCCACCUGCUCCAUGUAUUUACUUAUUUCUGACAACUUGGCUGAGGUGCCAGAACUGAAGGACAUUUCUUAUGAGGAGAAGAAUUCCAAACUGACGUCUUAUCUGAUCAUCGCGCUGGUGUCUGUGUCCACCUUCUUUCUGACCUUCAUCAUCAUCGUCCUGGGUGUGAGGUUUUGUCGCAGGAGAAAGCCCAGACUGUUGUUUGAUGGAGCAGUUGCCAUCCCCAGCGCGUAUCUGCCUCCUAAUUACGCAGAUGUUGACGGCACAGGAACUUUACGCAGCACCUACAACUAUGACGCCUACUUGACAACAGGUUCUAGAACCAGUGACUUUAAGUUUGUGUCUUCUUACAAUGACAACACGCUGCCUGCUGACCAGACUCUGAGGAAAAGUCCUUCUGACUUUGUUGAUGAUCUUCAGGAUUCUUUCGACCCUUUGGAGGUAGGACCCUUUUGCGAAUUUAUGACAAUGCCUGAAUACAAAUGUUUGUAAAUGCACUCAUUAUUUAUGAAGGACAGUAUUUAUAUAUUGAUUAUCAUGGCAGUUUCUUGAGCUAUAUUGUGAUCAUGGUUUGAUAUUAUUGAUGUCUUAAUGCAUAUUUUGUGUCAAGAUUUUUCUGAGAUGACACAUACUGAAAAGCUAAAAAAAAGACUAAAAUGACACAUUCAUUACCUUUUUUAACUGGCUGUGUUUGUGUGGUCGCUUUUGUAUAGUCGGUUGUGACUUGAGAAGAACUGAUUGUACAUUUCAGAUUUUCAUCAUACUUUUUGAUGCUUUGCUUUGCCAAUCAACAUUGUUAAUCAAGAUCUUUAUAUC
Molecule: messenger RNA, 2883 nt
Organism: Nerophis ophidion (straightnose pipefish)
Lineage: Eukaryota; Metazoa; Chordata; Actinopteri; Syngnathiformes; Syngnathidae
Product: protocadherin beta-15-like
Exons: 1
Coding region: 115-2559 (814 amino acids)
Biological process (GO): homophilic cell-cell adhesion
Cellular component (GO): plasma membrane
Molecular function (GO): calcium ion binding
Source: RefSeq, a predicted model, not a curated record